Molecule: messenger RNA, 1773 nt
Organism: Dermochelys coriacea (leatherback sea turtle)
Lineage: Eukaryota; Metazoa; Chordata; Testudines; Dermochelyidae
Gene: MVP
Product: major vault protein
Cellular component (GO): cytoplasm; nucleus
Source: RefSeq, a predicted model, not a curated record
AUGGCCGAGGAAUCCAUCAUCCGCAUCCCCCCACACCACUACAUCCACGUGCUGGACCAGAACUCAAACGUGACCCGCGUCGAGGUGGGGCCGCAGACCUACAUCCGCCAGGACAAUGAGCGGGUUGUCUUCCCCCCAGCCAAGAUGGUGACAGUGCCCCCCCAGCACUACUGCACGGUGCUGCACCCUGUGGUGCGGGCGUCGGGUGCUGGGGUGCAGUUCGAUGCCUCGGGGCAGGCACUGCUGCAGCACGCGGACCUGGAGAUCCAGCUCAGCCAGCCCCCCUCCCCCCUCUACCUGGGGGAGGAGAUCCAGCAGGGGAUCACGGCCCUGCAGGUGGUCCUUCCAAACACCGCUCUGCACCUCAAGGCCCUGCUGGAUUUUGAGGACGAUCAGGGUGGGAAAUACAUGGCCGGGGACAAGUUCUUCUUUGAGGGGCCAGGCACCCACAUCGUGCGGACUGGGGUGGAGGUGGUGAUCAUCCAGGCCACCGUCAUCCGCCACAACCAGGCCAUCCGGCUCCGGGCCCGCAAGGAGUGUACAGACCAGGAGGGGACCUGGCGAGUCACAGGUGAGGAGUGGCUGGUGAAGCGAGUGGGUGCUUAUCUCCCUGCCAUGUUUGAGGAGGUGGUUGACAUUGUGGAUGCUUUUGUGCUGACGGAGAAGGGGGCGCUGCAUCUCCGCACCACCAAGACCUUCCGGGACCCGGAGGACAUGGUGCGCCGGACUGGGGAGGAGUGGCUGGUGACACUAGCUCAGAGUGAGGCCUACAUCUCCAACGUCUACGAGGAGGUGGUGGGCAUUGUGGACAUCACCACGCUGAGCUGCCGCCAGUACUGCGUGGUGUGCGACCCAGUGGGGCCCAAUGGCAAGCCCCAGCUGGGCCAGGAGAAGGUGAUCAAGGGGGAGAAGUCGUACUUCCUGCAGCCAGGGGAGUCUCUGAAGGAGGGGAUCCAAGACAUCCUCUCUGAGGAGGAAGGGCUGCUGCUGCAAGCACUCAGCAAGCUGGAGGACUCAGAUGAGGACGGCGGUGAGCUGCAGCAGAAGCCGGGCGAUUGCUGGCUCAUCCGGGGGCCCCUGGAGUACGUGCCGCUGAUGGAGGUGGAGGUGCUGGAGCGGCGCCGCGCCACCCCGGGCGAGAACGAGGUCAUCUACAUGUGCAACAUCAAGACAGGCAAGGUGCGGGCGGUGAUCGGUCACACCUACAUGCUGACGGAGGCCGAGGAGCUCUGGCAGAAGGAGCUUCGCUGCGGCUCCGGCUGCGGCUGCGGCGGCGGCGGCUUGGGCACGCGGCGGGGAGGCUCUUUACCUUUCUCGCAGCCCCGCGCAGGGACGGAGGGGACGCCGGGGCCGGGGCCGGGCCGGGCCCGGGGCCGGCAGCGCCUGGCUGACCCGCGGGCGCGGGCUUUCUCGUGCGAUGGCGGCAGGAGCCAGGCUCGGCUCGGCUCGGCUGGGAACGCGGGAGAGCCCCGCCUGCUUCCCCGCGCCGGCAGAGAACCCAGGCGUCCGGGCGCCCGCGCCGGCAGAGAACCCAGGCGUCCUGCCCACCCGCAACAUGGCCGCCAGCCCCUCCUGCCAGCCCCCGUCACUUCCCCUCGCCAUGUUGCCGCGGUGACCGGGCUGCGGCAGGAGGAGGCGGAUUUGGGGGAGGGGAGGCGGCAGCGCCGCACACCCGGCGUGGGGGAGGGGCGGCGGCAGCCGGCGCCAGCAGGGCCAAGCCCCGGCGGAGGGGCCAGGAUUUGGGGGUGCACGGGACGGGAGGGGCUGCAUUAG